UGGAGGGGCGGAGUCAUCAGGGACAAGUGAAAGUGAAAUUGAAGCAGGAUUGUUCUCCUUUCGAUCUUUACGAACUCUCUUAUCAACAUUUUGUUAAUAUCAUAUAAUCUAUAAAAUAUCGAUAAUUUAUUCAGACACUCUUGUGAACACAGCAAUGUUCAGUUAAAGAAAGUGAUUGUAAAUGAGUAUCUCACUUUUGGACAGAAACUUAAUUCAUCUGUGUCUCCUCAAAGAUGAAGUUCAUUUGUUUGACUCUCCUGCUUGUUAGUGGAAUUACAGAUUCAAGAUCAGAGCAGUAUGAAGUAGUGGGACCUGCAGAUCCUGUUCUUGCUGUAGCUGGUGAAGAUGUGAUUCUGCCCUGUUCAGUCAAACCCAACAUCAGUGUUGUGGACAUGAGAGUGGAGUGGUUUAGACUCGAUCUGGAAGACUCAGUGCAUCUCUAUGAGGAUCAUGAAGACAGAAACACAGAUCAGAUUCAGUCCUACAGAGGGAGAACAAAACUAUAUUAUCAAGAACUACAGAGAGGAAACGCAUCACUCAAACUCUCAACAGUCCGAGUCUCUGAUGAAGGACGUUAUAAGUGUUUUAUUCAGACCAAAUCCUGGUCUGAUGAUGCCACUGUUGAUGUCAGAGUUGAAGCUGUAGGAAGUCCUCCAGUGAUCACUGUAGAUGGGUUUGAUCGUUCAGGAGGGCUUCAUCUACAGUGUGAAUCUGAAGGUUGGAACCCUGAACCUGAUCUUGAGUGGCUGGACAGUGAAGGAGUCAGUUUGAGUUCAGGAACUACAGAGACACACAGAAACACAGACAGAUUCGGUGUGAAGAACACCGUCAUUGUAUAUCACAGUGGCAAGAUUCACUGCAGAGUCAAAGUGAAGCAUCACAUGCUGGAGACACUGAUCGACACCUCAAAUAAUAGGUUUAUUUCUUGGAGGACAUCAGUCAUCAUGAGUUCAGUUUUUCUUGCGCUCAGUGUGAUUGCUGGAUUACUGAUCGCUGCGUUUGCUCAUAAAUACAGAGAACAAACUCAACUGCGGAAUGAGAAGAGCAGAAUACAAGAUGAACGUGAUCAACUUUUACGAAGUCUGAAGACGAUUAUAACACAAGCUCUCACACAUUUAAGAAGAUACAGAGUGAAGGUGAUUCUGGAUGCUGAUUCAGCUCAUCCUCGACUCGUCGUGUCUCACGGUGGAAAACAAGUGAGAGAUGGAAAGAGACGGAAAGAAGAAGAUGGGAAAGACAGGUUUGAUAAAAAUCUCGGUGUUCUUGGGAAGGACGGAUUCUCCUCAGGGAGUUUUUUCUUUGAGGUUCAGGUGAAGAAUCAGACUGUGUGGUAUUUAGGAGUGGCCAGAGAAUCCAGUAACAGGAAGAAUGUGUUCAGUCUGAGUCCUGAUGAUGGAUACUGGACUGUGAGUCUGAGAUAUGGGAAGUAUCGGGCUCGUGAUUCUGACUCUCUUUCUCUGACAGUGAAUCCUCAGAGGGUCGGGGUGUUUGUGGAUUAUGAGAAGCGUCUCGUCUCUUUUUAUGAUGUGAAGUCCAUGUCUCAUAUCUACACUUACACUGAUCAGUAUUUCACUGGGAAACUCUAUCCAUUUGUUAGUUUGGGGUAUUGGAGAAAUGAAAACUCCACACCACUGAUCAUCUGUGAUGAAUGAGAUCAGUGAAUGAAUUUACAUGAUCAGGUGAAAUAAAAGGAAACACAAUAAAAAGUGUAACAGCAAUAAAUAUUAAAUAUUAUUUACACUGUCAGUCAGAAAUGUGAACACAAAAGAGUGUCACGUGUUCACCAUCACUCAGUGUUCACAGUCACAUGAUCACUGAUCAUCAGCGCCUCUUCAUCUCCUCUAUAAGAUCACACACCUCACAGUCACAUGAUCACCGAUCAUCAGCGCCUCUUCAUCUCCUCUAUAAGAUCACACUCCUCACAGUCACAUGAUCACCGAUCAUCAGCGCCUCUUCAUCUCCUCUAUAAGAUCACACUCCUCACAGUCACUCUUCCUCUGGCUCGACUGUGGAUUCAGACUGUUACCUGUGAUGAAACUCACCUGAAUGAUUGUCACCUGUGAUUACCUGUGAUACUCAAUGAUGUUCCUGUGACACUCCAGAGAUCUUCUUGUGAUUUUUUCCAAUUUUCUUGCGUUCUCCAACUUGCUUGAGUCUGGUUUGUCCUGACAGGGUCAUUUUAUGUUUCCUGUGAUCUUAAAAACAUUUUGAUUUAAAGACUUCUGCUUAAAUGACUGAAAUAACUUUUGUGAAUAAAUAUAAAUUAUGUUUAAAUAUUCAUGUGAAUUUCUUAACAAGAUAAAGGCUUUACUUGAUCAUGAAUAAUGUUUAGAUCUGGAGCAGAUGAUGAAUGAAGAGCAUCAUGAAGUGAUCGUACAGUAACUGUUCCUCCUUCAACAAACUCAAAUAUAAGACAUUUUCAUUUGUGUAACAUGUUUUGCUCACUGCAUCAUUCCCACAAUGCCAUUUGUGUUAUUUCAUAGUUUUCAUGACUUUACUAAUAUGUGGAUAUAAAGAAUCAGUUUGUGUCCAAACUUUGAUGAGAUUCUGGAAACAGAUGAAUAUGAGUUUAAGUUUAUUCAUGCAGUAAUAUAUUCAUAAGUGUUCAUUUACAUAUAUUCUUUAUUUUCAUUUUUUAUUAUUAAUUUAAUAUUAUUUGAUUUUGUCUUAAGGAAAUAGUUCACCAAAAAGAAAAUUUCUUUCCAACCCUGUUUGUAUUUUUCUAUGAAUCAAAAUGUUGAUGUUUUCAGUCUUUGUGUUUCUCACAGUUGAUUUUUACUGUCAAACUCUCAUCAGGACUAAAUGAGUAUCUUUGUGUUCUGAGACGAUUAUAUACAAGGAAACAUUUACAGCCCUGAGGAAUGCUGGAUAACAGGUUUGAAUGAAAGAUUUAGCCUGUUCCAGUGAGAUCUGAGUGCUUUAAUGAACAACAAUUAAAAUCUACUGACAUCCUUCAAAUGUAUUAUAAAUAAUCACAUCACAUCCUCCACAGAAGAACCAGUCAAAGCCUGAAGACACUCGUCCACAAAGACAAUGAUAAAACUUUACUUGUAAAUAAAUAUGAAGAAACCCG
Molecule: messenger RNA, 3073 nt
Organism: Ctenopharyngodon idella (grass carp)
Lineage: Eukaryota; Metazoa; Chordata; Actinopteri; Cypriniformes; Xenocyprididae
Product: butyrophilin subfamily 1 member A1-like
Exons: 10
Coding region: 234-1652 (472 amino acids)
Molecular function (GO): protein binding
Source: RefSeq, a predicted model, not a curated record